CGCACACCCGUCCCCGGCGGGCGGUGCCAGCGGCCCUGGGCCGGGCGCAGCGGAGGGGCCGUCGCCGAUCGGAGCCGUCGCAGAUCGGAGCUUAUCGCGCCGUGUCGGGAUGUCGGGCGAUCACUCCCGCAGCCUGGGCAAGGGCAGCGCGGCGCCGGGCCCGGUGCCCGCGGGGCUGAUCCGGCUCUACAGCAUGCGCUUCUGCCCCUACGCGCAGCGGGCGCGCCUGGUUCUCCGCGCCAAGGGCAUCAGCCAUGAAGUAAUCAACAUCAAUCUGAAGAACAAACCUGAGUGGUACUUUGAGAAGAACCCCUCUGGGCUGGUUCCUGUUCUGGAGACCAGCAAGGGCCAGCUGAUCUGGGAGUCCCCAAUCACCUGUGAGUACUUGGAUGAAGCAUUUCCCGGGAAGAAGCUGAUGCCUUCAGACCCCUAUGAGCGAGCUUGUCAGAAGAUGCUCUUGGAAGACUUCUCGAAGAUAACAUCCUUGCUUUUCAAGCACGUUUUGGCAGUCAAAGAUGGACAGGACACCACUGCACUGAAAGCAGAGAUUGCUGAAAAGUUUGGUAAACUUGAAGAGGUUCUGUCCAAACGCAACACGGUGUUUUAUGGUGGGGACUCAGUCUCAAUGGUUGACUACAUGAUCUGGCCAUGGUUUGAACGUCUGGAACCAUUCCAGCUGAAGGACUCUUUGAAUCACACUCCAAAGCUCCAACGCUGGAUGGAGGCCAUGAAGGAGGAUCCUGCUAUCAAGGCUACAAUAACUGACCCACAGAUAUACAAAAACUACCUCCAGCUGUAUCUGAAGAACAGCCCUGAGGCAUGUGAUUAUGGGCUCUGAGGUGCUAGUAGGAACGUGCUGGCUGAAGUGUUAGUGCUGUUUUUCAGUGUGGGAAGUCAGUGUAAUUUGGUGGAGGCUCUUCUGUGAUUGCAUUCAUAAUGGGGAAUAAAUCUGUGCUGAAAAGGCUGAGAAACCUUCUGUGAACUCCACUCCUUCCUGUUGGGGGAAAGAUGUGCUGGCUUCAAGCAGGAGAUGGAAAGUCAUUGUUGGCCAUGAAUAUUUCAUAAAGGAGAAUGUAUCACCACUCAAGAGGUGAUGGUCUGUAAUCUCUGGGCUCUUUCUAGGCUUUGCAGCGGGCAGUCCCUGAACUGAUGCUGUUACCUGAUUUAAAUAUUGUAAUACUCGUGUCUUGAAAAUGAAUAAAAAACAAGCAAUGCCUUCAAACA
This is a messenger RNA of Camarhynchus parvulus, 1224 nucleotides long. Its product is annotated as glutathione S-transferase omega-1-like. The record is from RefSeq and is a predicted model, not a curated record. Gene Ontology annotation, cellular component: cytoplasm. The transcript has 6 exons. The coding region runs from base 110 to 838 and encodes 242 amino acids. NCBI's taxonomy places the organism in Eukaryota, Metazoa, Chordata, Aves, Passeriformes, Thraupidae. Gene Ontology annotation, molecular function: glutathione transferase activity; glutathione dehydrogenase (ascorbate) activity. Gene Ontology annotation, biological process: glutathione metabolic process.